Rhinolophus ferrumequinum (greater horseshoe bat) is the source of this 1256-nucleotide messenger RNA. It is a transcript of the gene MYBPHL, whose product is annotated as myosin binding protein H like. The record is from RefSeq and is a predicted model, not a curated record. Lineage: Eukaryota; Metazoa; Chordata; Mammalia; Chiroptera; Rhinolophidae. The transcript has 9 exons. Gene Ontology annotation, molecular function: protein binding. Bases 157 to 1221 code for a protein of 354 amino acids.
GUCACACAGAGUUGGUGACAGAGCUGAAGUGAGGCCUGGUCGCGUCUCCUGAGCACAGAUAAACCUUCCACUGCCACCAGGGGGAGGUGGACAGAAUGGGGAUACACCCUGUAAAGUGAAAACCUGCCCCUGGAGCCCAGCGUCCGGUGGCCCAGCAUGGAGGCAGCCACAGCACUGCAGGUGGCAUCGGGACCCACACUGAAGGUGAAAGAAGGCAGCCCAGCCGAUGCUGAAGAACCCCAGACUUCGCCUCGACGGGGGGCCGGGAGCCCCAGUCCCCAGCUCCUGUCCCCUGUAGAAGAGCACCCGAAGAUCUGUCUGCCUCGGGCCCUGCGGCAGACCUAUAUCCGGAAGGUUGGAGACACUGUGAAACUACUAAUUCCAUUCGAGGGCAAACCCAAACCUCAAGCCACCUGGACACAUAAUGGCUGUGCCUUGGAUGCUAGUCGUGUAAGCGUGCGGCAUGGGGAGCGGGACUCCAUCCUCUUCAUCCGAGAAGCCCAGCGUGCUGAUUCGGGUCACUACCAGCUCAGUGUGCAGCUGGGUGGCCUGGAGGCCACUGCCACCAUUGACAUCUUGGUGAUCGAGAGGCCAGGCCCUCCUCAGAGUAUCAAGUUGGUGGAUGUUUGGGGCUCCAAUGCUAUCCUGGAGUGGACACCUCCCCAAGAUACGGGCAAUGCAGCACUCCUGGGAUACAUGCUGCAGAAGGCUGACACAAAAUCUGGGCUGUGGUUCACGGUGCUCGAGCGUUAUCACCGCACCAGCUGCACGGUCUCUGGUCUCAUCGUCGGCAACUCCUAUGCAUUCCGAGUCUUUGCUGAGAACCAAUGUGGGCUCAGUGAGACAGCCCCCAUCACGGCCGACCUUGCCCACAUCCAGAAAGCAGCUACCGUUUAUAAGACCACGGGGUUUGCCCAGCGAGAUUUCUCUGAAGCGCCAAAGUUCACCCAGCCUCUGGCAGACUGCACUACAGUCACCGGCUAUGACACCCAGCUCUACUGCUGUGUCCGCGCCUUUCCCAAGCCAAAGAUCAUUUGGCUGAAGAACAAGAUGGAUAUCCAAGGCAACCCCAAGUACAGAGCCCUCACGUGCCUGGGAAUCUGCUCGCUAGAAAUUCGCAAGCCUGGUCCCUUUGAUGGGGGCAUCUAUACCUGCAAGGCGGUUAACACCCUGGGGGAGGCGUCCGUGGACUGUCGGGUGGAUGUGAAAGCUCCUGAAUGAGGCUGUCUAAGAGACAUGGGCAACUCUGAAGAAGG